AUGUCUGAACCUGUGGCUACUCAGGGCGUGAGCUCCUCCGAUGAGAAGAAUCUUGUCGUCAGCUUCAUCCAGUUUUUGCGCCAGAAGGUUUCUCAAAACCAGUGCAGCGAUGAGCAGAUUGAGGGCUUAGAAGUUGCCGUUCAGUGCCUCGAAGGGGCUUUUGGACUUUCUGAUGCCAACUACGCCUUCCAGCCCUCGAAGCCGCUCCUCUCUAUCUUCACCGCGGCCGAAGGCCUCGGCGUUGAAGGCGAGACCAAGCUUGCUGAGCCUACACCCAGCGAGAUCGAGCAGGCCAACAAGCUCAAGGAGGAGGGAAAUGAUCUCAUGAAGUCGAACCAAUUCGACGCCGCCAUCCAGAAGUACAACGAGGCCAUCAAGAUCAAUCGCGACCCUGUCUACUUCUGCAACAGGGCCGCUGCCUAUUGCCGACUUGAGCAAUACGACUUGGCCAUCCAGGAUUGCCGCACCGCCAUCGCCCUUGACCCGAACUACACCAAGGCUUAUGGCAGAAUGGGAAUCGCUCUGUCAUGCCAAAAUCGCUAUGAGCAGGCUGUCGAGGUCUACAAGAAGGCGCUCGAGUUGGACCCGACUCAAGAAACUUACAAGAACAAUCUCAAGAUAGCUGAAGAUAAAGUCAAGGAGUUGGAGGAGGCCUCUCGCGCGCAGUUCAACAACCCCAACAACCCGCUGGCUGGUAUGUUCGGUGGUGCUGGCGGCGCCCCUCCGGAUUUCGCCUCGUUGUUCCAGAACCCACAGAUGAUGCAGAUGGCCAAUUCGCUUAUGACGGACCCGAAUAUCCAAGGGAUGAUGUCGCAGAUGAUGGGUGGAGGCAUGGGCAACCUCUUCGAAGCUGGCCAAGCGAUGGCCCGGCAGAUGCAGCAACAGAAUCCCGAAUUUGUCGAACAGCUCAGGCGGCAGUUCGAGGGCGGCAGCGACGGCUCCAACAACGAUGAAACUACUCGAUUCUUCGAUGAUAUUAAGAUGUACGAUGGAUGGCCACACAUCGAGUUCCCCGAACUCAGCCCCAGCGUCCUGAACUUCUUCACGAGUGAAACGGGCAGCAGCGUGGCCUCAUCCAUACUCAGCGAGCUGACGCUCAAGGACAAUGAAAACCAGCAGAAUUUGCGUCUGCUGACUGAAGAGCAACUACGAUGGUGUAUUCAGGUGCUGAACCAUGGGCUAACACUUUCGUUCGAUACGGAGCGCGAGUUCACUGGUGUCGAACAAUCAGUCAGGAUCUACACGCAUUGGCUGCGGGCCCUUACGGAUACACCGGACGGCUCCAUUCCCGCGCCUUUGCUUGAAACCCCUGAAAAGUAUUUCAGAACAAUAAUUGAUGCCCUUCGUAGUGUGUUCGUGAGACGACAAGUACCAGCUGAUGCCAGACGUCAAUUGACGGUGAAUCGCCAGGCCGCACAAAUCGAUGCAAUUCUCGAGACGGUGAAAGCGAUCACCACCUGCGCAAGCAGAAAAUAUCAAGAUGAGGUCUGGACAAGAAGCCUUUCAUUCAUGUUGAACAGCGCCGAUAUUCUACUCGCCGAUUAUCCUCUUCAAGACGAUAUUAGUGGCCGGACGAGCUGCCGUGUGGUCGAUACGCUGCUUGACUUAUGGCUGAAGGCCGUCUUGUUGGAGCAGAUCCCUUCUCCAUCCUACUGGAGAACACUGCAUGUGAUGUUUUUGAGGUGGCGACAUCAUGUUCCGGUAAUCGAGUCGUGGGCGAGAAAGCUGCUGGCCUUGACGGUGUUGGUGUGCCGCUCGAUGUACGGCUCCAAGUACUGCAUGAUUCAGAUAGAAGAUGAGACCCUGAAUUCCCUAGCUGCCCUCGUCCCGCAUUCCGACGACAAUGACGAUGAAGAACACGCUAGUCUGCUUUUUAAAAGCUGGCUAGACAUCCUUUCGCUUGUUGGCCCACCCUCGGAAAUACUGCGCCACGAGCUGAAGGAAGUGCCAGAAAGGAGUGGACCGCUGAAAAUACUCCCUUUAUCUUUCUUCAUCGCCACCACCGCCAUUCAGCGCAUGGUCGAUCUGUUCUAUGGUGAUUCAAAGGUGCCGAUCGAGUUCAAAGAAACUGAGGUCCUGCAAAGAAAAUGGGAUCAAGCUUUGGGAGAGCGGAUUUCGAUAAUGCCGGAUGGCGCCAGUCGAAGUCAGACGACUGCUACAAGAUCUACAUUGACUGCCGGGACGGUGAACACCUUUGCUACGGCUAUGGAACCUGAUAAAGAUGCAACGUUGGGCAACGAUCAUCGUGGUUCUUUUAGCAGCUCGGUUAGUGGCAAGACCGGCAGUGCGGUGACUAACGAUCGGGAUAAGGAAAAAGAAAAGAAGAAACAAGGAAAGCAAGAACGCCCUCGUAAUGGUGUCCCGGCAGCCAGCGCUCCGGCUGAAUCUCGGUACACGGCGUCUACCGCCUUCUCACCCUCGCUGGCGACUACUAUCAACCAACAAAAUAACGGGAAUAAUCACUCCCCACUUACAGACAGCCGAAUCCCAUACUCCGCCCGGCCGACCGCUUCUCAGUUUGUCGGGCAUAUUUUGAAGACGAACCCUGGCUAUGCCCCUCAUCUUGGGGAGAGAUCGCCGAAGAGCGAGCGGAUGGUGCAGCUGGCGAUGGAGUGGCUGGUAGAAGCUGCACUUGCCCGCAGCGAGCAGGACGGACGCGGUUCAACGGCCGGAGAUGUGGCAGAUGAUGUGAUUUCGAGCCUCUCCCUAUGCAGUGUUGACAUUGACGACAUCCCGGCUGCCAUGCAAAAUGUCUCCUCAUCGGAGCGCAAGGCACACCAGCACGAUCAGCCCUCCUCCGAACGCUACUUCCAGCAUAGAUCUGAUAGCUACGCGGGCAGUACGGCCUCUUCCGGCCAUGAGGCUCAAGCUGGGAUCACCCAGGACCCGAUGAUAGUCGAGUCGGCCAAUGGGGUCAGCGCUGGGCGUGCAAAUGCGAUCGGAACCCUGGCCCGAAUUAUAUGCAGCAAGCGCUCCUCCGAAUCCCUCCCAAAUGCCCAUCUCGCCCAAUUUUACGCCAUGGUUUAUGAAGCACUUGUGGAGAAGGAUCGGCUCGUGCUCUGCUCCCUUUUCUACUAUGGACAUUCGCUCUUCCGCUUGGGUCUCCCCGGCGUUGAGGCAUUGCUGCCGCAUUGGCUCUUCGCUCUCGAUGUCAUCCUAAUCGAGAGCAGCAAAUUGAGACUUCAUCCCUCUUUCCCGGAAACCGACAUCCGAACCCAUUGCCUUCGGUCCCUGGCCACGGUCAUCAGCUGGCCCACCGUCUAUGGCAUGACGAAAAUGACGCAAUCACCGGCUGGCGCGAAUCUGAAGUCAGCGGCUGCCACCUACCUCCACCUGCGCCCCAGAAUGUACAAAACAUUAAUCUUCAGCCUGCGCAACGAGACCGACGCCGCCAAUUUGCAGCAGACCCUUGCGAUGACGUCGAUUCUCGUGGUGGAAAGCGCCGCUUAUGACCUGGGCCUCAGCGAAGAACAAGCAAAGGAUAUGAUGCGAAUUUCUGCAUCACUCAGCCAGAACCAACCCGAGAAAGGCCUCUGCGGCUCGUUCGUCCGUGGCCUCAUCUCGGCCGUUUGCGACCGGUUGUCACGUCCGGAAUGGGCUGGCGACUUUUCCAUCUGCCUUUCGGCUAUUGACGUCCUUCACACAAUCUCUUCAUUACACCAGAGCGUCCUCUUCUCGAAUCGCGAUAUGUCUGCCGGUUCGUUGAUUAUCUCAUCGCUGUGCCGCUUCAUCGAGACGCAGCUGAUGAAGCCGCCGCCGCUUCACAGCAAGGAUCUGCACUCAAGCGUAGUCGCCGCAUAUUCUUGCAUCGUCGCCUGGUUGGUGGCGGCGCCGAUGCUGGCUGAAUGCGAGAGCGUCUUGAAUACGGUGGCCGAAGCGGUGCAGCUGGGCGUGACAGGGGUCCGGCGGCACGACGAGAAAACGGUGGAACGGAAGGCGGCUAGCAAACGUGUGCUGGACGCUGCCGAAUAUUUGCUGUUCUCAUUGUUCUGUGUCGUUGGCCGGAAGCCGUCACCGAUCGGAGACGAAGCCCGACUGGCGCAAGAAUACGGCACGUCUGCCAUCGAGCUCUCCAAAUUCGCCCAUUUCCUGGUCAACGGCGACACUCUGCUGUCAAUUCAUGAGGCGACGCAUAUACCGGAGGUCUUCAAAGGUUCCGCAUGCGUUUUGUACGUGCGUAGGACACCGAUGCAGGCAGCGACCAUUGGGAUUGGCAGACUUUUGCCUACUUCUGAAGCCCUGGCCGCAAGUGGAUUGCAAGAAAAAUCUGGAAAUGGACCGACGAAGGAUGGGCCGUCGAUAUCCAGCAGCGGCGCGUCAACGCCCACCACUCCCUCAAGCCUCGCGACGCCUCCCACUCGCCAACCAGCUCCACAACCGCCCAGCCUAGCUGAGCAGUUUGUGAUUCCGGAGGAGUUCCAUAAAAGCUGCUGUAAACUCGACUCAUCCCUGGCCGAACUCAAGAUGACCCCCGAAGUAGAAGCCAUCAUGUCAAAAUUAUCAGACCCAAAACCCACGCGCCACGACGAACGUAACAUCUGGGCUGCUCUAACUGAAGAACAACGAAAAGCAACCCCGGUCCAACCUGCCGCCACCUGCGAUUCCCUACGCAUUUUCCUCUACGACAUGGGCCUCGUCCACAAAGACAUCUUUGGCUCGGAACUCAUCUACCUCGACCCAGCCCAAAGUCCCAGCUUCUACCACGACCUCCACAGAGUGGUCGACAGCUGCCCGGCGAGAACCCUCCAAACGGUCCAUAUUUUCUAUGUAAAAGUCGGCCAACGAAGCGCUGUCGAUAUUCUAGAAAACGCGCUCAACAUCCAGAACACAUCAUCUGAAUUCUGCACGUUGUUGGCUGAACUCGGCGAAGGCGUCGAGGUCGGUCAGCAUGGCGGCUGGACUGGGCAUUGGAGCACUGCGUACGCUUCUCAUCAGGGGCCGACGCAAGAGCGCAGCGUCAUUGAUCACUAUAUUUUGGAUGGAAUCACGCAUGCGUUGUCCUGGACCGGACCCACGGCCGAGAUUGCUUUUAUAACGCCUUCGGAGCGAAGUGUCCGGAUUUUUAAGCAAGACCUGCCACCCCCGACCUCGGCUCGUCGUGCAUCACUGAAAUCGUAUUCCGGGCAUACGUCGUCGGAAGAUGCGUUGCAGCCACGUUUGGACCCCUAUUACGGAGCACGAACAAAGAGCAACAUCUCCACGAUGAGCAGCGACAGCGAAUUCCCGACGCCAUCGUCGACGUCACAGAGUGGUGCGGCGCGGCGAAGCGGAGAGCUACGCAUCUUGACGGUUUGGUUGGAACGCCAAGAGGACAUUGGCCACUUCCCGAUUGAUGAUCUGCUACCAACAUGCGACGAUGGAGCUGAAAAGCUGACGAACGGUUCUUCUCCGCUGCCGACCGCAAAGCCAUCCUACAUCAUCAUCUUCCUCUAUUCCGUCGAGCCGGGUUUGGUUCAAGUAGCUUUCCGAGGGACACCGACGAGAUUCGGCGAUCCGGGCCCUCUCAUUGACGGUGUCGUCGUCUCUGCUUUGUGCUUACCCACCCUGCUUCGUUUGACCGUCCUCAAUAUCACAAACCGUAGCGUUGCCGAGGCGGAAAACCAUCAAAUGACCCACAUCAAACGCCGACAAGCCAUCGCCGACUUUGGCAAACGCUACGCAUCCCCA
This is a messenger RNA of Mesorhabditis spiculigera, 5667 nucleotides long. NCBI's taxonomy places the organism in Eukaryota, Metazoa, Nematoda, Chromadorea, Rhabditida, Rhabditidae. The record is from the annotation of a GenBank genome assembly.